GUUCUCUUUCUCAGUAUCGCUGUUUACCCCAUGGUCGCUUAGGGCGUGCAGUGCUCGUGUUUAAGGUUUUUGUCGACAAACAACAAUAGUAGUAAAAAAUAGAUCAGACAAAUAGUGCUGCUUAACAGCAGAAAUCAGUGGCUAAAUUUAUUGGUAUUAAAUUAAAUCGUUCUUUUUUUUGGGUGGUAACAUAAAGUGGAAGUUCGUCAGAGCGUGUCGGCGACGCGAGCUGUAAGGUGAAUGUCCGUGAUAGCAGUGUUGUGUGCACGAAUCGAAGAAUGUUCCAGUAAUGUGAAAAGUGAUGCGUACGAAUACUAAAAUUCGAAUACUGAAUAUUUUCUUAUAUUUAGUUGCUGCAAUUGAGUUGGGAAUCGUCUUUUUUCCACGUCUUCGCAACACAUAGCUUUUGUUAUUAUUUUGCCGCGGUGCUUUUGACCCUAAAGUGGACGAGUUCAUUGCGCAGUUAUCAGAGGGGUGUCCAGUGUGUUUUUAUAUAUCUGUUCUGCAGUGGCGCUAGCGAUACUUACAUUCUGCACCAAUAUCUUAAAGCAUUCAUCUAAUUCCUCGAGAUCGUCUGUUUUUCGUUUGUGACUAGAAAUCGCUCAGAAAUGUCCCGUUAUUAAAGAAAAGCCGCUUUUACCGUCGACGUUGGUAUUCAUUACCUAAUUCGGAAAAGAAAAAUAGAGUACAAGAGAGAGAAUAGUGAGGUCGUAAGAAGUGGACGCGUUGUGGAACACGUGAUCUUCGUUGUCAAACCACAUAGUUACGACCGUAUGCACCGCUGUUCAAUGGUCAUAACCUGAUUCCUUUGCCGUCAUUCUUGUCGUUGUCAUUGACAUUUGCAACUAAAUAAUCCAAUUACUUUUUGUCAACAUGUGUAACUGAUACAAUUGACAACACAAAUUCACCAAAUAAUCUACAAUAUUAACGACAAUAACCAAUUUUCUUACAAGUUGCUUUAUUUCAUAUACGCAACUCCAAAAAUGUCGAUUGGACAGUCGAUAAAUUUUAAAGUUAAAUAAUCAUUUAUGUAUUUAGAUACAACAAGAUGAUUGUGGCUUUUGUUUCGAUGAAAAAUGAAGCUUACACGUGCCUAGCGACUGCGUUCAAAAUGUAGGACACCUCCUUCUGAUUACCGCCCAUUUCGUUGAUCGUUGGAACGUCAAAUUUUUUUUAGCUCAAAAUCAAAUAAUUAAAUGAAUUUCAGUAGAUCUAAAGACUGAAAAGUGGCAGCAUUCUAUAAAGAAAUAUGUGAAAGAAAGAAAGAGAAGAAAAGCACUAAGUAAAUAUAUAUUUAAGAAUUCAACGAAACCUGCAGCUAAAAUUUCUCAACGACGAAGGUCGUUGGUCGAUAUAUUAUCGUCAUCGCUCCUCGUCUUGAUGGUUAAUUGAUGAUUCAGUAUUCAUUUCUAUCUUAUUGUUCUAAGUGAAAUUUUCAAGUGUGUUUUUUCAACGACCGACAUAAUCAGUUCAAUAAAACGUUUUCUUUUCAAGGAUAUGAAUAAUUGUUGUCUUCAUCAAGAUUUUUUAAACAGUAGACUCUACUUUCAUGGGAGUAUAGCCUCUAUUAUAUGCACUUCUCUACGUGUGUAGACAGAACUUAUAACAAAAGGAGAAUUACUAUGACAUACAGAAGAAGAUAUGAGAAGUACUUGAAAACGCCAAAUUGAUAUAAAGUAAUCAAAGACUACCGUCUUUGUUGACGCCUAAAAAAGCAGCUUAUCUAUGUAAAAAAAAGUACGGUUUCGUAUGCAAACUAAGAAAAGUGUUCUUUUCUGGACGGGAGAGGAGGAACGAGGAAACCGAAUACAAUUACAUAGUUACAAAUUUUUUAAAAGUGAUAAAUCGAAAUUGAUAUAUAGUGAUAUAAAGCGUUUAAACUGUUUGAUCGUAAAAAUAAACAAGUGGUAUUAAGGGUCCACGUGCCCCAUGUUAUGAACUGUCGAGGACUGCCCUAGGCAGGUGGGGGGACUGUGGGAUGGAGUAUGGCGGUAGUCGAGGGGGUGUACAACCUCCCCCUGUAAGUGCAAGAAGUAUGGCUGGAUCGGAUACUACUGAUGCUGCCUGGCUCAAACAUGAACAAUUGAAGCUCAUGGAAUCGAGGCAUAAACAGCAAUUGAGCAGUGUGAGGACGGCUACAGGGGGUGCACCUCUUUACGGUCGCCUAGUUGCUGAAGAACCUCUACCGGCAGCAGUUUGCGGGGGUGGAGUUGGCAGUGGCGUAGGUUCCGGCGGGGUUCCUCAAGAAACCCCUGCUGAUAUCCAUGCUAUGCAAGCUCGAAUACCCCAUAGGUUUCGAGAUCCCAGUACAGCUCCACUACGAAAAUUAAGCGUUGAUCUUAUCAAGACUUAUAAACACAUCAACGAAGUAUAUUAUGCCAAAAAGAAGAGAAGAGCACAGCAGAUACAAGGCGAGGAUGGGUCUCAUAAAAAGGAGAGAAAACUGUACAAUGAUGGGUGGGAUGAUGAUAAUCAUGAUUAUAUUAUCAAAAAUGGGGAAAAGUUCCUCGAUCGGUAUGAAAUCGAUUCUUUAAUAGGUAAAGGCAGUUUUGGUCAAGUAGUCAAGGCAUUUGAUCACGAGGAACAAACACAAGUGGCAAUAAAAAUUAUUAAAAACAAAAAACCUUUCCUAAAUCAAGCCCAAAUCGAAGUUAGGUUGCUUGAAAUGAUGAAUAAAGCGGAUACUGAUAACAAGUAUUAUAUAGUUAAACUCAAAAGGCAUUUUAUGUGGCGAAAUCAUUUAUGUUUGGUAUUUGAGCUACUGUCUUAUAAUCUUUAUGAUUUACUUAGAAACACAAAUUUUCGAGGUGUUUCAUUGAAUUUAACAAGAAAAUUUGCCCAACAAUUGUGUACUGCUCUUUUGUUUUUAUCUACGCCGGAAUUGAACAUCAUUCACUGUGAUCUAAAACCCGAAAAUAUUCUCUUGUGCAAUCCCAAACGUAGUGCGAUUAAAAUAGUAGAUUUUGGCAGUUCAUGUCAAUUGGGACAGAGGAUAUACCAAUACAUACAGUCUAGGUUUUAUCGAUCACCAGAAGUGUUACUAGGAAUACCAUAUGAUCUCGCUAUAGACAUGUGGAGCUUAGGAUGUAUUUUAGUAGAAAUGCAUACGGGAGAACCACUAUUUAGUGGUUCCAAUGAGGUGGAUCAAAUGAAUAAGAUUGUAGAAGUAUUGGGUAUGCCACCAAAGCACAUAUUGGACCAAGCGCAUAAGGCGCGAAAAUACUUUGACAAAGUUCCCACGGACGGCUCGUAUAUAUUGAAAAAGUCUAAGGACGGAAAAAAGUAUAAGCAACCUGGUACUAGGCGGUUACAAGAUAUCUUAGGAGUUGAAAGCGGUGGUCCUGGAGGAAGAAGAUUAGGAGAACCUGGACAUUCGAUAUCUGAUUAUCUCAAGUUCAAAGAUCUUAUCUUAAGAAUGUUGGAUUUUGAUCCGAAAACAAGAGUAACGCCUUACUAUGCGCUUCAACAUAACUUUUUCAAAAGAACAGCGGAUGAAGGGACCAACACAAAUAUCGCCGCAGCAAAUAGUGCAAAUACCAGUCCUGCAGUUGUGUUAAUGAAUCAGGAUCAUGGACUGGUAUCGGUAUCCGGACAAGGACAAGGAAGUAGCAGUUUAAUGCCAGUACAGCCAAGCGUUCCUGGCGGCUAUCAACCAAUGGAGUGUGAUUCUUCGCCUCGUCACUCCUGCAGCAGACGUGCCAUCAUCACCAAUUACCCGUCUACUUCAGUCGCUGGUACAACGGCAUCAGCUCCAACGUCUAUGCAAUCCGUGGAUAGCUCUCUAUUGCAAAACUCCCUUGGCUCAUACAACAGUCUCAUUCUCCCUGGCAUUUCUCACCUCCCAGCAAUGAUGACUUCUCCAAUGAUCCAACAGCAAAAUUUUUACAAUUAUGGUUAUCCUAGCACGGACGCUCAUACGAUGGCCCGACAGCCAUCGACAGUCACUGCCGGAAAACAAAGAGACUCUGAAAGAGAGGACAGUCCAAUGGUCGGGGUCUGCGUUCAACAGAGCCCUGUUGCCAUUCACUGAUCUACAGUAAUGAAGGACAAGUGUAUACUUUAGCGUCAUCAGCUACGAUCAAAUAUGCUUCAAUUGUUAUCGCCUCACUGUCGAAUGGAAAACGCCAAAGAUUAAGGCCAUCGGUGCAUCGAAAAUGUUUAAGUGAGAGGAAAGAAAAAGAUGGCGAUUAAAAUGAUGAUGACGAUGACGGCGACGACGAUGAAGAUAGUGGUGGUGGUGGUGAUGAUGAUGAUGAUGAUGAUGAUGAUGAUAAUAAUAAUAAUAAUAAUAAUAAUAAUAAACAGGUCAAUGAUAAGGACACCGAAUAAUUUUGGAGAAGCAUCUUUGACAAAUUAAGGACAGUAUGAAGCAUGCAAUGAGAAAGAAAACUACAUCGGAAUACUUUUUUAUAUUUUGCAAGUAAGUGCAGAAAAAUAGGAUUAUUCAAUUUUUAAGCGAGAAUAUGUCAUUCAUGGCCUAGUAAGGAUGAACCGAACUGGCCAGGGAAAGUCCUAUCAGAUUAAAAUAAUAUUGAAUUUAGUCGAUCCACGCUUAAUAAAGACUCGAUGCGAUCUGAGUGGCCUAGAGAGCAAACAAAGUGAUAAAAAUAUUACUAAUCGUAAAAAAUCGGUGACGAUGUACAGCAGAGUCUCGCAAACUGACCGACUUUGAAAUUUAGUGAGUGUCUCGCUCUCGUUUUUCAUUUCCUUAACCAAGGCAGUGUCCUCAAUAGGUGUUUUUAUGAACUACUGUCGUGUAAGUAACCCAUUAGUAGCGUGAUAUUGGCAACUGAUGUUUUUGUUUUACAGUGUAUGACUCCAAUUGGCAACAUGACGCUUUACUAACGUGUUACCCUUCAGUCGUUCAGAAAACGAGUGUUACCAGAGUUGACCCACUGUGCAAGGGGAUGUUUCCCCCUAUUAAUUUCGUAUCCGUAGGACUGAACAAUUUGCGAGACUCUACUGUAAUCAUGCCCUCUGGUGAGAGUUUUAUACGAUAUGUGACAAAUGACGCGAGUAUAUGAUGAAAUCGGUCGAAUGAUAGCAAUUUGUACAAUAUAAUUAGAUGAAUGACCAGAGUGCAGAUUUAAGUCCUAGCUUUUAAGUAUGGAAGAAGAUAAGAGAGAAUAUGUAAACUUGAGUUUUGUUUAAUGCGAAACACCGGUGUCGUGUACAAACUUGCUUUGUUACUCACAAGACUUUGAACAAACAACGUUUGCGCGGCUUGAUACAUAUUUAUAAAAAUAAACAGAAAGCAUCGAUAAAAAAAAAGAAAAAAAAAAAAAAAAGUUGAAAAAUAUAUGUGUAAGGUCAAUCAAGAAUGAUGUAGUCAUUAACAAACGGGAUAGGUAUUUUAUGAUUUAUCUACCUAUAUUCCCAAUAAAACGUUAUUGAUUUUUGCCGUUUA
Leptopilina boulardi is the source of this 5407-nucleotide messenger RNA. It is a transcript of the gene mnb, whose product is annotated as serine/threonine-protein kinase minibrain. Lineage: Eukaryota; Metazoa; Arthropoda; Insecta; Hymenoptera; Figitidae. The record is from RefSeq and is a predicted model, not a curated record. Gene Ontology annotation, cellular component: nucleus. The transcript has 10 exons. Gene Ontology annotation, biological process: peptidyl-serine phosphorylation; protein autophosphorylation; peptidyl-threonine phosphorylation. Gene Ontology annotation, molecular function: ATP binding; protein serine/threonine kinase activity; protein serine/threonine/tyrosine kinase activity. Bases 1979 to 4030 code for a protein of 683 amino acids.